This is a messenger RNA of Tripterygium wilfordii, 1241 nucleotides long. Its product is annotated as formyltetrahydrofolate deformylase 1, mitochondrial-like. Gene Ontology annotation, molecular function: formyltetrahydrofolate deformylase activity. Gene Ontology annotation, biological process: 'de novo' IMP biosynthetic process. The transcript is spliced from 8 exons. The coding region runs from base 85 to 1068 and encodes 327 amino acids. Lineage: Eukaryota; Viridiplantae; Streptophyta; Magnoliopsida; Celastrales; Celastraceae. The record is from RefSeq and is a predicted model, not a curated record.
CAAACGACACCGUUCUACCCAAAGAUCGGAGAGGCCACUACCAAGUUUGUUGUGUGGCUAUACUUUGCAGAGAAGCAGAGAAAGAUGACACUGAUACAAAGAAGAGUCCCUUCAAGCCUUCCUCAGAUUUUUGGAUUUGCGAAAAGGUCCUUCAAUUCCUCAAAAUUCCCAAUUGAGGCUCUCAAUUCGUCUUCCUCUCCCUCUCUCACCCACGGCAUCCACGUCUUUCACUGCCCAGAUGGUGUCGGGAUUGUGGCCAAGCUGUCUGAUUGCAUUGCUUCAAGGGGCGGAAACAUUUUGAAUGCCGAUGUUUUUGUACCUGAGAACAAGAAUGUGUUCUAUUCCCGAAGUGUGUUUAUUUUUGAUCCUGUGAAGUGGCCACGGGACCAAAUGGAUGAGGAUUUCUUCAAGCUUGCAAAGAUGUUCAAUGCUAUGAAAUCUGUUGUCAGGGUCCCAGAUCUUGACCCCAAAUAUAAAAUCGCUGUUCUUGCUUCAAAGCAGGAGCACUGCCUUGUUGAUUUAUUACAUGGAUGGCAGGAUGGAAGGCUUCCAGUUGAUAUUACUCGGGUUAUAAGUAAUCAUGAUAGAGCUCCAAACACCCAUGUGAUUCGCUUUCUUGAAAGGCAUGGGAUUCCGUAUCAUUAUUUGUGCUCGUCCAAAGAAAAUAAAAGAGAAGACGAGAUCCUGGAAUUGGUUCAGGAUACUGAUUUUUUAGUACUUGCCAGGUACAUGCAGGUAUUUUCGGGUUCAUUCUUAAGGAGUUAUGGGAAGGAUAUCAUUAACAUCCACCAUGGCCUUUUGCCAUCAUUUAAGGGAGGGAAUCCUUCUAAACAGGCAUUUGAUGCGGGUGUCAAAUUAAUUGGUUCAACGAGUCACUUUGUUACCGAAGAACUUGAUACAGGGCCAAUUAUUGAGCAGAUGGUUGAGAGUGUGUCUCACAGAGAUAAUUUGCGGAUAUUCGUCCAGAAAUCAGAGGACGUUGAGAAAAGAUGCCUUGCCAAAGCUAUACGAUCAUACUGUGAACUACGCGUCUUACCUUAUGAAGAAAACAGGACUGUUGUGUUUUGAGGAUAAAGGAGGAAGAUCACACACUAAUACCCCUGUGGACUAGUAUGUAUAUUUACAUUUCAAUUCAAUCAAAAUACCAUCACUACUUUUAUAGGGUGUUUGGACACAGUUUCUGAGCUGAGUUUGUUAUGAUAGAAAAAUGAAUCAUUUAAAAUAUUUUCUUUUUCUUCCAA